GGAAGCGCGUGUUUCGGUGUUUUGGUGCGAGCGUGUGUGGUGAAGCUGUACUUCGUGCGGGCACUUGGAGGGAAACGGCAACCGGGUUGAUUCACGGACAUGCGGACACACACGUCAAGGUGACAAGUACCGGAAAAAUGAAAAAUACAAGCGGUGCUGGGUGGCUGGACAGUCGGCUGAAACGAAGGGUGGAAGAGUAUCUGAGGUCCAGCAGUUGUGCUUAUAUCGAUACUGCAGCUAUGGCCGUAGAACUUCAGAGAUUGUACAGAAUGGAUUAUGGGAGGCGCAACAAGACAGCCUUCAGGAUUCAGGUAGAGAAAGUAUAUGGAGCGAUUGCAAAAGAGUCUGGGCUGAAUGAACUGGAGAGCAACCACUUGGCUAAGAGAGCCAAACAGAGCCAUGAUGACACUGGGGGUGGCAGCAGUACUUCAGAAGACUCCUCUGACUCUGAUGAGGACAUCAUUGAGAACAUGCCCUCAAACCACAUGAACAACUCCUUGAUGUCCUUGUACCUGAAGGGCAACCCUGAUGGUACCACCUCCUCACCCAGUGGGGAGCAGCCUGCAGGGAGCAGUCCUGCUGUCACAUCCCACCCUCACCACGCACAGGCCAGCUCAGCAACCCAGGUCUUCUCAGGGGGUUGGUUUAUCGACAAGGGAAGAGGCCCUGAGCGCACAAACGUCCUCAUUGACCUGUGUGAAGAUGAGGAAUCAAGUCCUGCAACAAAUCAGAAGCUCUCUGACGUUUCAAUGCUGGAGCCGGAGAAGAUGCCGAAGAAAGGGAAGGGGAAAACGUCAAAACGCAAACAGCAGCGUACCAGCAGAACUGAGAAAGACACCGUGCCCAGUUUGGUGAAUAAGAAAGCGAAACAGCAAGCAGCCGAACUGCAGUACUCACCAGUUAAGUUUGAAGACGUGGGCGGUCACGAGGAGACACUGACUGAGUUGUGUAAGCUUCUGAUCCAUAUGCGGCACCCAGAGGUGUACCAGCAGCUUGGAGUGGUCCCUCCAAGGGGCUUUCUCCUCCAUGGACCCCCUGGCUGUGGCAAGACCCUGCUGGCCCAGGCUGUGGCUGGGGAGCUGGAGCUGCCCAUGCUGAAGGUUUCUUCUCCAGAGUUGGUGUCCGGAGUCUCUGGCGAGUCGGAGCAGAAACUCAGAGAGCUGUUUGAACUGGCCACGACCAGCGCGCCGUGCAUCCUGUUCAUAGACGAGAUCGAUGCCAUUACCCCGAAGAGGGAGGUGGCCUCUAAAGACAUGGAAAGGAGGAUGGUUGCACAGCUUCUCACUUGUAUGGACGAGCUGAAUUCCAUGGCAGUGACAGCCCAGGUUUUGGUCAUCGGCGCCACCAACAGGCCAGAUUCCCUGGACCCUGCACUCCGCCGUGCCGGGCGCUUCGACAGAGAGAUCUGCCUGGGAAUCCCCGAUGAAGCCGCUCGUCUCAGGAUCCUGAAGACUCUGUGUCGAAAACUGAAGCUUUCCGAGGACUUCAACUACCAGCAGCUGGCACGGCUCACUCCUGGCUAUGUGGGUGCUGACCUGAUGGCGCUGUGCCGUGAAGCUGCCAUGAGUGCUGUAAACAGGGUGUUUCUGAAAAUGCAAGGCCAGUCACAGAGCCCAGUGGUGGCGCUGUCAGCAUGUGGACCUAAAAACGUGGUACCUCUCGCUGAGGAGCUGGCUCCUGAGGAGGAGAGAUGCACUACAGCACCCGUCGACGGCCACGCCGCAGUCGAGACAACGAGUCAGGAGAUGACGGAGAUUAAAGAGUUUCCUCAGGAAGAGUCGAGGCAGCAUUCACUUGUCUCUCCGGAGCCCGUCAAGGGGGAGCUGUGGCACCUGCUGCAGCUGCUGAAGAGCAGCGAUUCUCUGUCCCAGGAGCAGCUAGCCAGCCUGUCUAUUCUCAUGUCAGACUUUCAGGCUUCCCUGGCCAGAGUUCAGCCGUCAGCCAAGAGAGAGGGCUUUGCCACCGUACCUGACGUCACGUGGGAGGAUGUGGGAGCCCUGCAGGACAUCCGUGAAGAGCUGACCAUGGCCAUACUGGCACCAGUGCGUUCUCCAGAGCACUUCAAAGCCCUCGGGCUCAAGACCCCAGCAGGAGUGCUUCUGGCUGGACCCCCAGGCUGUGGAAAGACACUACUGGCCAAGGCAGUGGCCAAUGAGUCCGGCCUGAACUUCAUCUCUGUCAAGGGGCCGGAGCUCCUCAACAUGUAUGUGGGCGAGAGUGAACGAGCCGUGAGGCAGGUCUUCCAAAGGGGACGCAACUCUGCUCCAUGCGUAAUCUUCUUCGAUGAGAUCGACGCACUGUGUCCACGCCGGUCUGGCAUUGAUUCAGGUGCUAGCGUGCGUGUUGUGAACCAGCUGCUCACGGAAAUGGAUGGCCUAGAGAGUCGGCAGCAAGUCUUCCUCAUGGCCGCCACCAACAGACCAGACAUCAUUGACCCAGCAGUGCUCAGACCAGGACGUCUGGAUAAAACCUUAUAUGUUGGACUGCCACCACCAGCAGACCGCCAUGCCAUCCUGCUCACCAUCACAAAGGGGGGGACCAAGCCUCAUCUGGAAGAGAACGUAAACCUUGAAGAGAUCGCCGAAGAUGAGCGCUGCGACUGUUUCACUGGAGCUGACCUGUCCGCCUUAGUGAGGGAAGCAUCCGUCAAUGCCUUAAGGAGCCAUCUGAAGUCCAAAAGUUCUUCCUCCUGUUCUGGUCACACAUUCUCCAGUGGCCCUGUAGCAGACAUCAUGGUUAGCAGACAGAACUUUGAAGACGCCUUUACGAAAGUACGACCAUCUGUGUCCAAAAAGGACCAGCGGAUGUACGAACAGUUGAAGGAGUCUCUAACAAGAUAAGUGACCCAUCGCCUCGAGGACAUCGACGUAGAAAGCAGUUCAGUUGUAUUUUAUGGUUUAGAAAACAAUUCCACCAUUUUUACGUGUACACAUUUUAUUGGGGUUGUUCAUAUUCAGAAUACUGAUUUCAAGCCUUGGAUGAGAAAACUUUUCAUGUGGACAUAUCGAAAGCUCAACUGAACUACAAUUAAAGCAGUGGUAAGACAUGGCCGUCUCGUCUUCCCAGUCCUGUACAUGGCUUCUAGGCAAUGUUGCGUCAUUAGAACAGGUAAAGUGAUCACCACAGUAAGACACAGAAAUGAGUUUGUAAUAAAUCGUAAUACAAGCAGGUGUCGGGUACGUGCAGACCACCGGCGGGGGUUUGAUGACCGUGUAGCCUAAUGUUACUGAGAUGGGCGACAGCUGUAACUGGAGGACGGUAGCUGUAUUAAUUAAUCAUCACUUAGCUGCCCAUGUCGUCGUGACAACAGACAGGCUGUGCAGGAGUAAGAGUCUGCUGACCAUGUUAACACUCCUAAGCAAUACUUAAGGACAGAACUCUGCAAAAGCGGCGUGUUUGGGCGUGUGUGAAAGGUGUUUUCCCUUUAAGGCCCAAUUUAUACUCCAAAUGUCGGCUAGCAGACAGGUGUCUCUCGACAAUUUUGACGUCAUGAGAGCAGUGGCGCCCCCAAGGGGUGGCCACGGCCACCCUGAUACUAUCCCUGGCCCCCCCAGCCACGAGUCGCAUAUGCAGAAUAUGCUUCUGAUUAUGCAUAAUAUGCUUCUAUCUGAUAUCUGACAUUAGGUGCUAUUCAUUUAAAUCAAUAAUGUAUAUUUUUCUUAACUUUCAUAUUGACAGUUUUCCACUAGCCUAUACAGUACACUACAACAGCAGCAUAGAAUUCCCGAAAUUCAGUCAUGGCUUUUGGUUUUGGUGUGCCACCCCCAGAUUUCCAGUGGCCCCAUUUGCCCCCCCCCCCUAUGAAACAUCUCUGGGGGCGCCACUGCAUGAGAGACACUUUUCGUGUCUCCCAGGGCUUGUCGUGUACACGACACCAUUUUCUUAGCUGUGAUUGGAUAGUUGGACUGAAGGCACGAGGCGUUCGAGCGUUGCCAUUGGUUUUGCUUGAGAGCGUCGUUUACAUUCGUAAAAAGAACACUCGCCACUGUUUACGACACAGCGCGUGACGCGAAACGUUUCCAUAGAUACCAGGAGACGGUCAGCGACAUUGCGACAACUCGAGAGACACUUUUUUUGUCUGCCGGGAGACGUUUGGAGCAUAAAUUGGGCUUAAAAGCCUCCUACAGACUGUGUGAUGUGAGCCGUCUCAGAUGAAAGACGACUAGACGUGGCGAUAUUUUUGGUCGAGGCUCCAAAACGGUGGUCCUGCGUCGCACUGUGAGACCGGUUCAAAGACGGGCCGAUACUACGGUCUUGCGACAGUGUCGGAAACGUAGGACGACCAUCUCACAGUGUGACCGCUGCUACGACCUACGUCUACUAACCGACCAAUAGAAACGCAGCAGGAAAUGACGCACCGGUCAGCGCCACGCACAAGCUCUGCCGGCGCUAAACACAAACAGACUGUUAGCGUCUGUGACCCCAGUGCGAUGGAUUCAGCAAAACCAGCUGCGGCGACUAUUGGAGGGACUGGAUUCCUGCUCGGCGUCAUGCUGCUCUGCCAGCGGCGUAGACUGACUACGCGCGCGCUGAGGCGGCACGCACGCACGCUGAUGACGAUUUUACGGACUCGUGUCGUCGCCUGCGAUUCAGUGGCGUCAUCACCGUACAGUCUACACACAUCACACUUGAUGUGGUACAUCGCGCAGUGUGGCUUGCAAUAAACUUAUAGGGUUGCUAAAAUCACACAGUCUGUAUGUAGGAGGCUCUAGAGCAGGGGUGUCAAACUCCAGGCCUCGAGGGCCGCAGUGUCUGCAGGUAUUUGUUGCAACCGUGCACACCACCUGAUUGAACCGGUGUAACCGGGUAUUUUCUAGCCCGGUGCGGGAUUCGAUACGGGGUGUACUGCACCACAAGGCGACAUCACUAACCGCUCGGCUAAAGGGUCAGACCCGUUAGCUAGGGGCUAACGUGGCUUAUUAGUAGUUUACAGUCGUCACCCUCCCCGGAAGCGCGCCCUCGCGUUUUGUUCUUCCCGCGCUCCGAAGAGACUUCUGAGGAUCUGCACACUUCCGGAUCCCACCGCUGCCACCAAUGUAACCGCUUAUUUUCUAGCCCGGUGCGGGAUUCGAUACGAGGUGUACUGCACCACAAGGCGACAUCAAUAACCGCUCGGCUAAAGGGUCAGACUCGUUAGCUAGGGGACUAACGGGUCUUAUUAGUAGUUUACACUAGUUCCUUUCCCUCCUUGAUCCAGGAGGUGAGCUAAUUACUGAAACCAGGUGGUGUAGUGCACGGUUGCAACAAAUACCUGCAGACACUGCGGCCCUCGAGGCCUGGAGUUUGACACCCCUGCUCUAGAGAUUUAACAAGACAAGUUUUUUUCCCCAAGUUUUUGUGGGAUGGGCGACUCAAGUCUUGUUGAAACGCUACCCCAAGUCAGCCAGCCAAGCAGGAUUUCCUCUACAGACACCAAGACUUGUCAGCAUCCAGGUUGUUGAUGCUCCACAGCAGUAUCAAAUAUACGGGGGAAUCGACCUUUCUCCUUUGACCAUUGGGUACAAAACUGCUUCGAACUGAAAAUUCUGGACAUCAUGCAGCGUCCCGUUGGUCGGCUGCUAGUGUUCUGGAGCCAUUUGCUGCCACGUCAUGAAACAACAGCAUUGCUUUAGCCACAACUUUUUUUUUUUUAAAUUUUACACAUUUUAUCCUUUCAAAUGGUUUCCACACAUGCAUAGCAAAUAUAGGAGUUCAAACUUUUCUUCACAUUCGUUCUUGUUAGCCCCACAUGACUAAAAAGGGAAUAUAUGUAACAGUGUAAAACAAGCUUAAUUCGUGUUUGGGGGCCGUUGCUUUUAUUUAGAAAGCUUGCAGACAUUUUACCACGAAGUGGAGGCUACCCCAGCUUUAAAUGAGCUGGUUUUUAUUUAAAAAUAAAACGGCGCUUCAUUUGAAGGUAGUAGCUCUAAACACCAAGCUUUCCAGUAGUCAGCAGUUGAAAUUGAUCCCACAAUUGAGGUGAACUCUAUUAAAGAAAACUUUUACAUCAAGUACGAGGCACUGUGGUGCCGAAAAGCGGAUGACAAAAGCCGCGUUUCCACCCAAAGCACCCGGAACUUCCGGUGCCCGGAACUAAAGGCUCCUUCCGCCCAGUGUCGGCUGCGUUUCCGGCCGCGGUCUGAAUACCCGCGAAGUUCGGGCAAGUCAGUCCGCUCCUGCUCCGCAGCAAUAUUUGAACCAUCGCGAGAACAAAGAAAGACCGGUAUUGCGUGGGACUUCCGGAGUUCUCGGAUCUGUUUUGUAAUUAUUAAGAAAUAUUUCCUUAUUGCGGGCGUGCGACAAGUCGCGUGCAAAUAAUGUUUAAUGCGAGCAGAGCGUCACAACACAAACUACCGCGAAGUACUUCGUAUUUACCAAUUUGGGAAGACACGCCCAGUGUGACGUCACGUAUUUAGCACACAAACGCACGCCGAUAGUUAUGGACAGUCCGCCAGCCAAAGCUGACUUGGCGCGUUUUAAUUGUGCGGCAGUUAUGACGUAAUGAACGGCAGAGAAAAUGACCCUAGUGUCGCGUUCUUUCAUUCUGCCGAUGAGCUCACCACGUAGUCCUCUACAGUGGACUCCCUAGAUCAGUGUUUCUUAACCCAGUCCUCAAGGACCCCCUAUCCUGCAGAUUUUCAUUGUAACCCUGCAUAGGCAGCCCUGCUUGUACUUACUCGACCAAUCAUGUCGCAGCACUUAAUUAUGCAAGGUGUGCAACAUCUGACAAAAUUCAUUGCUGAUUGGUUGAAUAACUACAAACGGGUACCUAUUCGGGGUUGCAAAGAAAAUAUGCAGGAUAGGGGGUCCUUGAGGACAGGGUUGAGAAACACUGCCCUAGAUAGUGGGUAGGGGGUAGUGAAGGAUUUCGGACACAGCGCUGGUUUGCGGCUGCAGAGUUUUAAAAAUGGCCUUAAAAUAAAACGCUCCCGAGCACUCGACCAAUCAGAAAUGUUCAGUGCUAUGAACCCCACCCCAAAGUUCCUGUGCUUGCGGGGGGGGGGGGGGGGGGCGGUAAACUAAUUAAUGUUGACCCAGAUCCCUGCACGGAGUUCCCCAAAAGGUUGCUAGUUUCCCGGGGAAAGUUCCUGCGGUGGAAACGCGGCUAGGAUGAGCUCUUUGCUAGGGUGAGGAGAGCCCCACCAAACUAGAUGUGACCACAAGAUGGGAGUUCAUCUUCUUAGGGAGUGCAAUGUAAAAAUAGUUUUAAUUCUUUUGUGCAAGUUCUGUUUUUAUGCAACACAAUUAACUACCAGGAAGAACAGAAAACCAGCAGUUCUUCAUAGCACUUGAAGGGAGUGGUAGAGACAGACAAAUGUCUAAUGGUUCAUUUGUAAACUCAAAGAACCAGGGAGGGAGUCAAUAUCAUUUUGUACAUAGCAUCCGUUUACAAAUGUUAGGGACAUAACUGAAAAUAGGGCUGGGCAACAUAUCUAUUAUAUCGAUAUUGUGAUAUGAGACUAGAUAUCGUCUGGGAUUUUGGAUAUUGUAAUAUUGUCAUAUGGCAUUAAGUGUUGUCUUUUCCUGGUUUUAAAGACGCAUUAAAGUGAUGUAAUUUUCUGAA
Molecule: messenger RNA, 7543 nt
Organism: Lampris incognitus (smalleye Pacific opah)
Lineage: Eukaryota; Metazoa; Chordata; Actinopteri; Lampriformes; Lampridae
Gene: nvl
Product: nuclear VCP like
Exons: 24
Coding region: 138-2840 (900 amino acids)
Biological process (GO): ribosome biogenesis
Cellular component (GO): nucleus
Molecular function (GO): ATP hydrolysis activity; RNA binding; preribosome binding
Source: RefSeq, a predicted model, not a curated record